Orycteropus afer afer is the source of this 394-nucleotide messenger RNA. Lineage: Eukaryota; Metazoa; Chordata; Mammalia; Tubulidentata; Orycteropodidae. The record is from RefSeq and is a predicted model, not a curated record.
AUGGCCUGGGCCCCUCUCCUCCUCGUGCUCCUCUCUCACUGCACAGGUUCCCUCUCCCAGCCCGUGCUGACUCAGCCACCCUUCGUGUCUGCAUCCCCGGGAACAUCUGUAAGACUCCUCUGCACGUUGAGAAAUGACAUCGGUGUUGGCAGCUAUACCAUAAACUGGUUUCAGCAGAAGCUAGGGAGCCCUCCCCGGUAUCUCCUGUCCUACUACUCAGACUCAAGUAAACACCAGGGCUCUGGGGUCCCCAGCCACUUCUCUGGAGGCAAAGAUGCCUCGGCCAAUGCAGGGCUCCUGCUUAUCUCGGGGCUACAGCCUGAGGAUGAGGCCGAUUACUACUGUGUGAUCUGGUACAACAGUGCUUUCCACAGUGACACAGGCAGAUGGGGAA